GCUGCUUACACAUAAUACCGGUGGAUACGGAGGACGGCUCAACUAAGAAAAUGAUAAGGUCAUUCGAAUUACUGUGGCGAGCGAGUUUAUUGCUACAAUGAAACUGAAAAAAAUUGUACUGGCGAUAGGAAUGAGCGGAUGAUUUCUAUAGAGGCAAAGUCGAAUCAAGGGGGCAGGCAAAUUUGAUAUAAAUACGCCGGAGGGGGGGGCAAUGCGCUGUUAUCUGAGACCCUUGUGUCUGUCAAUGUGCAAGUAGACGCCAGAGCGGUGGAAGGUUUUGCUAAACCAAUCAAGGUGGAAUUGUACAAAACGAGUUCCACGUCCGGUGUAAUACGCACAUUACUGUGUUUGUGGGGGACGUGAAACAAGGAUGAUGCGCCUGGCUUGCUGCACCGUCCUCCUCUUCCUGCUCCGUCUCUUGGUGGGCCUGCCCUGGUUCCAGGUCCUCCCCUCCAUCCUCAUCUUCUACCUGGGCUCUGGAGGCUGGAAGUUCGUACUCAUUUUCGCCAAAACCAUCAGAAGAGAUUUACAUGCGGCAGGCGUCCUCCUCAAGGUGAAGUCAAACGUCAAUCGUCACCUGAAGGAACGAAACACCCUCCCUAAAAUCUUUGCCGAGACGGUGCGUCGCCAUGGGGACAAGACUGCGCUCAUUUUCGAGGGCACAGGCGAGAAGUGGUCCUUCCGGCAGCUGGAUGAGUACUCCAACCGUGUAGCCAACCUGCUGCUCCAGAGGGGCUUCGUGGAAGGGGAUGUGGUGGCUCUCUUCAUGGAGAACCGGUCCCAGUACGUGGGCCUCUGGCUGGGCAUGGCCAAGAUAGGAGUGGAGGCUGCUCUGAUCAACUUUAACCUGCGGCUGGAGGCCCUGGUGCACUGCGUCACCAUCUCAAACGCUAAGGCUGUGGUGUUCGGCAGCGAGCUGACCGAGGCUGUGUGUGAGGUCCACAGUUCCAUGGGGAAGACGGUACAGAUGCUGUGUUCAGGGGACUGGGACCCCAAACGUGUCCCCUCAGGGACAGAGUGCCUGGAGCCUCUACUGGAUGCCGCCCCGACCCACCUGCCCAUCCGCCCAGACCGCUGCUUCACUGAUCGUCUGUUCUACAUCUACACAUCUGGGACCACCGGGAUGCCCAAAGCUGCCAUCGUGGUGCACAGCAGGUACUACCGCAUGGCAGCCUUGGUAUACUACGGCUUCGGUAUGACGUCUGAUGAUGUGUUGUACGAUUGCCUUCCACUCUACCACUCCGCAGGAAACAUUGUUGGCGUGGGGCAGUGCCUGAUCCACGGCAUGACGGUGGUCAUCAAGAAGAAGUUCUCUGCCUCCCGGUUCUGGGACGACUGUGCCAAGUACAACUGCACGAUUGUCCAGUACAUCGGGGAGAUCUGCCGGUACCUGUUGAACCAGCCGGUAAAGGACAUAGAGGGUAAACACAAGGUCCGUAUGGCGCUCGGUAACGGCCUGCGCCAGUCCAUCUGGGAAGAGUUCACCUCUCGCUUCAACGUACCACAGAUAGCAGAGUUCUACGGAGCCACAGAGUGCAACUGUAGCCUGGGAAACUUCGACAACAUGACAGGAGCAUGUGGUUUCAACAGCCAGAUCCUCCCCUUCAUCUACCCCAUCAGACUGGUGAAGGUAGAUGAGGAGACCAUGGAGCUCAUCAGAGGCCCCGAUGGCGUCUGCAUUCCCUGUGGGCCUGGUGAGCCCGGCCAGUUGGUAGGCAGGAUCAAUCAGAAAGACCCCCUGAGAAGGUUUGACGGCUACGUGAACGAAGGAGCCAACAGCAAGAAGACUGCUAACAGUGUCUUCAAGAAGGGAGACACUGCCUAUCUCUCAGGCGACGUCCUAGUCAUGGACCAGUAUGGCUACAUGUACUUUAAGGAUCGUACAGGGGACACGUUCCGUUGGAAGGGAGAGAACGUGUCGACCACAGAGGUGGAGGGAACCCUGAGCCGUCUGCUCGACAUGAUGGACGUGGUAGUCUACGGAGUGGAGGUGCCAGGGGCUGAGGGGAAGGCUGGGAUGGCCGCCGUAGCAGAUCCAGAGAGAUCUACAGACCUGGAGAAGUUUGGGAAGGAUCUAGAGAAAGCUCUGCCACCCUACGCACGACCCGUCUUCCUACGCUUCCUCAAAGAGGUCAACAAGACAGGCACCUAUAAGUUCCAGAAGACAGACAUGCGGCGGGACGGUUUUGACCCCAGCAUGGUAUCAGACAAACUGUACUUCCUGGACCCCACCAGGGGGCGCUAUGUGGAGCUGCAUCAGGAGCUCUACAGCAGCAUCAUCUCAGGGAAGCAGAAACUGUAACUGUGAGAUCUGAUCACUCUUGCCACCCCCCCCCCCCCCAAAAAAAAAGAAAUCACCCCAUCCACACACACACACACACACCCUAUUCCUGAAGUCACUCUCCCUCCCCCAGAGAAACUCUUAACUCUUACAACCCACCUCUCUGCUCUCUAAGCCCACACCCCUCAUUACUUCAGUGACCACAGUGAGGGGCAGCUGGCUCAUCCAGGUCAUAUGACAAGCCAAUCUGACACCAUAUCCCACGAUAGACCUAGAGUGACCUUUGACCUCUAAAGGCACCUCCCUCCCAGAGCUUGACCUUGACCUGCCCUGGAGCUAUAGGAACGCUCGCUGGAAGGACACAGCUCGCUGGCUGAGAGGGGCGUGUGGCAUGUCCAGAAUGCAAAAACAUAGUAACUUACUCCAAAUGUAAGAGUCCUAGCUAUAGGAACUUGACACAGUGAAAGAACUUGAAUUGAUUGAAGGAAACAGUCCUGUUGGUCUGUCGGUUUGUCCGUCUCAUGUUGAGGUCAUUCUCUCAUAGGUCCAACCUGCACACUGCCCAGUCAGUGACCAGUGGCUUCUGUUGUGACACAAAAUGGCCGAUUUGGUUUUAGUGGUGUUGACUCGGCACAUCCAUGUUAGACAUACAGUACAGCUAACCUGAAACUGAUGGAUUUAAGUGCAAUAGGGCUCCAGCAGUGGCAGUGUACAGCUGUGAAGAAGCUCUCUAAUAUAUUGAAAUGUCUGCAUUAUACCAAAUAUAUUUAAUUUGUAGAAUAGUCUUUACACGUUUGAAAACAAAAGGAUGAUUGUAUGUUCAAGUUCCUGAUAAUAUACCAAUUCUAAUCAUGUUUUACUAUAUCCACAAUUGUGCUCGGCUUUCUCCUGACCUCACCCACUAGGGGUGGUCCUCCUAGUCUUCAACUAUAGAAUCUACAGACCAACUCCCAGCUGCUGGAGCACCAAUAACUCUUAGUUUCAAACCUGGUUCUGAAUGUUCUGUUCUGAUUCUGGGUAGAAGAUUCAGAUUCAGAAUGUUCUGUUCUGAUUCUGGGUAGAAGAUUCAGAAUGUCCUGAUUCUAGGUAAAUUCGUUGUUGUUUUUUUGUCUGUGUCAACAUUGUGCAGGUUGGGCCCAAUGGAUUGGCUUUGUCUUGUAUGGCACAGUAGACAUUUUUAAGCUUGCCGGAGAGCGUGCUGAAGUGAGAAGCACUAACCUCCUCUGUCUCUGAGGUGUUGUUGAGGAUAAUACUCUGGUGCUACGGACAGAAGGAGACUGACUCUGGUGCAGCAAGCCAAAUGAUCUAAACCAGGCCUCUCCAACCCUGUUCCUGGAGAGUUACCGUCCUGUAGGGUUUCACUCCAACCAUAAUCUAGCACACCUGAUUCUAAUAAUUGAUAAGCUGAAUCAGGUCAGUUAAAACUGGGGUUGGAACAAAAACCUACAGGAGGGUAACUCUCCAGGAACAGGGUUUGGGAGACCUGAUCUAAAGAUGGCCCUUGCUCAAAGGGGGAAGAGGAGAGGAGAAGAGAAAAUAUUCUUAUUUUCGUUAUUGUUUGUUCUUCUACUUUCUUGCUUCAUCUUCUCAGCAGCAUGAAUGAUCAACAGAGUACUGUGCCUUUACUGUGAGUUUACCCUCAGAUUCACAGACCCUGUCCCCAUCACCCCCUACCCUAACCCUUCACUCCCUACAGUCCCAUCACCCCCUACCCUAACCCUUCACUCCCUACAGUCCCAUCGCCCCCUACCCUAACCCUUCACUCCCUACAGUCCCAUCACCCCCUAACCCUUCACUCCCUACAGUCCCAUCACCCCCUAACCCUUCACUCCCUACAGUCCCAUCACCCCUUAACCCUUCACUCCCUACAGUCCCAUCACCCCUUAACCCUUCACUCCCUACAGUCCCAUCACCCCCUACCCUAACCCUUCACUCCCUACAGUCCCAUCACCCCUUAACCCUUCACUCCCUACAGUCCCAUCACCCCUUAACCCUUCACUCCCUACAGUCCCAUCACCCCCUACCCUAACCCUUCAGUCCCAUCACCCCCUUACCCUAACCCUUCACUCCCUACAGUCCCAUCACCCCCUACCCUAACCCUUCACUCCCUACAGUCCCAUCACCCCUUAACCCUUCACUCCCUACAGUCCCAUCACCCCUUAACCCUUCACUCCCUACAGUCCCAUCACCCCUUAACCCUUCACUCCCUAGAGUCCCAUCACCCCCUACCCUAACCCUUCACUCCCUACAGUCCCAUCACCCCUUAACCCUUCACUCCCUAGAGUCCCAUCACCCCCUACCCUAACCCUUCACUCCCUACAGUCCCAUCACCCCCUACCCUAACCCUUCACUCCCUACAGUCCCAUCACCCCUACCCUAACCCUUCACUCCCUACAGUCCCAUCACCCCUAACCCUUCACUCCCUACAGUCCCAUCACCCCUAACCCUUCACUCCCUACAGUCCCAUCACCCCUUAACCCUUCACUCCCUACAGUCCCAUCACCCCCUAACCCUUCACUCCCUACAGUCCCAUCACCCCUUAACCCUUCACUCCCUACAGUCCCAUCACCCCUUAACCCUUCACUCCCUACAGUCCCAUCACCCCCUACCCUAACCCUUCACUCCCUAGAGUCCCAUCACCCCCUACCCUAACCCUUCAGUCCCAUCACCCCCUACCCUAACACUUCACUCCCUACAGUCCCAUAGCACCCUACUCCCUCACUCUCCUAUCGCUCCCUUGUCUGUCCUCUGUCCCUAUCAUCAGGUAUUAACCCACAUUUCCCAUUCACUUUUAUUCAGCACCCCAAUUCUGUUGUACCCUAACCCAUGGUCACUCCUGUUAGGCAUGUCUCCCAACCUCUCACCUAGUCUCCCAACCUCUCACCCAGUCUCUCACCCAGUCCCUCAAACGCUCACCCUUCCCAGGCACCUCUGUUUGAUCCUUGCUUCUCUUGUUAUGGCUAGACAUUCCUCUCGGUCGGUCAUGAUGUUAUUCCCGCCGCUCCGAGGACAUGGCGUGUGACUAACGACAGUCACCUCCCCAGCUCUCGUACCGUCGGCAGUACUCUACGUGAUGUGUCACCGUGUCCUCUCAAAACAAACAAAUUAUGAGCCGGUUUCGUCAACCAAAUAUCCUGUCUGUGUGAAAUGGAAGGUGGAGACCGAGGCACAAUGAUUCUCCUUGUCUGGUGUGUCUCUUGUCGUGUUACACGUGCACACCUCGCUGAUGAGGAAGAGGAAGUGACAACAUAGUUCUCCAGCUCCACCCAUCAGUAUCAGUGUAUUUAUUACCCCUUGAUGAUCGUUUCAUUUGUCAAAUGUUUGAGGAAGAAAAAUGUUUAAUUAAGGGGGGGGAAUGUUGCAAAGAAGAGUAUAUACAUUUUGGGGUUAUAUGAGAAUGCUGCUUUGACUCUUGUGAUCCUGGGGUGUCAAAUGAUAGUAUGACCACAAGGUGGCGCCUGACUGGGCAGCCCCACAGGAGUCCAAAUGGGCAUUGGGCAAUAUUCUGAAGUGGCUUCCUUUCCUUGUCUCCUUUCCUCCAUCUGCACUGAUCUGAAAGGAGUGGAGGUGAAAAAUAGCCAUAUUGUUUACACCUAUGCUGUUGUGUUGAAGCAGAGGAGACGAGGAGAGGAAUCUGUUUUAGACUAUUGAGAUUCACCUCCUCUCUGCCCCAGAUGUUUCCAUUCCCACUUUUUUGUAAUUUUAAAUUAUUAUUUUAUAAAGUAUUCUUGAUCUGAUUGUGCAUUGACUGUGUCGCGGCUAUGCAUUGCAUUUGUUAGUUAUUUUCUGUGUGUGAAAUCAAAGCUUUGAUGUCGCAGGGUUCUGGAAGUGAGUGAAGGGUUUCCGUGAGUUUAUAUGUCUACCUGUUUGACUGUAACCAGAACCUAAACCUAUGACGGCACCAGCCCACUAUCUUAUGACACUGAAUAGAGACAGACUGUCUUCUGUCACAGGCUCUCUGAGGUUAUGUGUCUUUGGGAUGGUUUUCUGGACACAGAUUAAGUUUAGUCCUGGACUGAAACAUGUCUCCAUUGAAUAUGCUUUUUAGGGAAACCAACCCCCUAUGUCUGUCAAACCAAUGGGAGCUAUAGUAGUGUGAGAGAGUGACAGGGUGUUGGUCACAUCUUUAACCACAGGGAGGCUUUGUUUCCCAGAAAAAUCCUCAUUGCUGCUGCCUACUGCUACCCAUAGAGAUAGAUAAAGGACUCAUCUUUGUAUCUGCGCCAUUAUAAUGCCUAUGGCAGCAUGGAGUAGUCUCCAUUAGGAAGUAGUCAAUUUUCUUAUUCACGAUUGGCCGAUCCCUCCUGAUGACCCGGUUGGACAUAACUCCAACAGGGUCUCCAGGAUGGAUCAGUCAAUGAAGUUUGAAGUCCCACCCAGUUGACUACUUUCAAAUUGUGGAAGCCUUCAAUGGCGCUGCCCAUGCUAACAUGGCCUUUUGGCCACUAGAGGCCUGUAUCAUUCUCUAGUACAGUGGUCACCAACCUUUUCUGAGUCAAGAUCACUUUCUGAUUCAAAAUGCAAGCUGAGAUUUACCGCUCAUAUUUAUUUUUUAAAUGUAAGCCUAUGCAACAUUAACCAAUUAAAAACUGUUCUGUAGCAAUGAGGUUUGUGCAGUAGGUUAUGGGCCGAAGACACUCACUGUAUAUUGGCUACGCUUGACUUAUCCUGCCAAUGUUGUUCUUCUCAGACCAUUUUGAAAUUAUAUAUUUUUUAAAUGUGGUAUAUGAUCACACUGGUAAUUGUUGUAUUCAUUGUGAGGCACAGCUCAGGCUCAUGACCUGCAUCUGAUGGUCAGUCUGAGGUGAGUGACACAGUCCAGCUGAAACUCAAGUAGCACUGCAUUAUCUCUGUCUCAUGCACCAAUUCAUGUUGUUACUCCUAUGACCAGAGAAAGUGAAAUAUUCCUUUAUAUUAAAAAAGACAAGCUGCUAAUAAUAACGCAAGCUUAUUGAAACACUUAUUGAAACACUUUGCUAUACUCAUUCAUUACAGCUGCGGUACAGCUGCAUGUGUGUUUUAACAAAUUGCAUCUCUCUGGUCAUGGUUUUGAAAUCUCACAGAUGGCUCAGAUCACUGUGCAGUCAUGGUGAUCUGGGCUAUCUGAUUGACCAGUGGUAGGCCUAUAGGUGCCCUUGAUUUGCUCUCUGGGACGACCGGGUAGGCGGAGUAUUACCUUCAGACACAUGAAGUGGUUAAAAACACCUGGCCUUCCCAGCGCCAGGGCUGCUGAAUCAACUGCACCUCCCGCCAACAGCACUAAAUAAAACCAAACAGUAGGAACGCAAGGCUUUAUCGUUGGGUUUUUAACAGAAAUGUUUGGUGAUCGAAUAGAAAUGCCUUGGAGAUCGAAUUGUCCAUCACGAUCGACCGGUUGGUGUCCACUGCUCUAGUGCUACCAUACCAGUGAACCUUCAUUCCAUAAGAGUAACCAUUAUGUCCCUAACUAAGUUUAUUAAAGAAUGUCUGAUGUAUUUGUAAAAUCAAUGCAUUGCUCUUCUAUAGUACUGGGAUUAUGGCUAAUGAAUAAAACAGAAUGAUGAAUGGAAACAGUAUGCUUAUCCACUGUGUUGUAUUGAAGAGUCCAAGGGUCAGUAAGUAAUGGUCUAUACCAUGCUUUUGAUCAUCAUUCACAUCAGUUAUAUGGUAUGCUUGAGCUAAUCGUGAGGCCUGAUGCUACGAGAAACAGGAAGUAAGAUAUAGCACUAGAAGCCUGCAUUGAAUAAUUAGUUUUUUGUGGGGUGUUUUACUCCUUUUUGGCAAUGCACUCUAGCCCUUUGAUCUGUCAAGGACACUGCAUCAGACACCUAAACCUAUCAUGGGGUAGUGUGGGGACCAAAACAUCUAACUGAUGAUUGAUUGGGCCAUAAUUCUGUAUCUCUGGUCAGAAAGAAUCACUCCAGUUCAGUAAUAAUAAUAACCUGUUCUUCUCACUGACCUGGCCACAUGAUGCACAUUUAAUUUGUCUUGUUUUUCUGUUCUGUUGUGGUACUCAGGAACAAUGAGCAAUGGCAGAGAAGUGAAGGUGUGUGUUCCUUUGUUGGACAGGCUGCCAUGCUUAGUAUGUCAUACAGAGUGUGUGUGGAGGAGGUGUGUGAGGUGUGUGUUGUCUGCAACACACUGAUGUCAUCUUGUAUCUAAAAGACUAGCUGGCUGUAAAUCAUGCAUUUAAAAAAAAACAUUGCCAACGGCAAAUCCAUAUUAAUAAAAAUUAUUUAAAUUGUU
This is a messenger RNA of Oncorhynchus masou masou (cherry salmon), 8506 nucleotides long. RefSeq names its product long-chain fatty acid transport protein 4-like. NCBI's taxonomy places the organism in Eukaryota, Metazoa, Chordata, Actinopteri, Salmoniformes, Salmonidae. Gene Ontology annotation, molecular function: long-chain fatty acid-CoA ligase activity; long-chain fatty acid transmembrane transporter activity. The record is from RefSeq and is a predicted model, not a curated record. The transcript has 13 exons. Gene Ontology annotation, cellular component: endoplasmic reticulum membrane; plasma membrane; microvillus. Gene Ontology annotation, biological process: medium-chain fatty acid transport; long-chain fatty acid import into cell; response to nutrient. Bases 371 to 2302 code for a protein of 643 amino acids.